Messenger RNA from Closterium sp. Naga37s-1, 2121 nucleotides. NCBI's taxonomy places the organism in Eukaryota, Viridiplantae, Streptophyta, Zygnematophyceae, Desmidiales, Closteriaceae. The record is from the annotation of a GenBank genome assembly.
AUGGGCGACGAUGGUGUUUCUCGGGCGAAAAGCGCGGCUGCUGUGAGGGAGAUUAAGGUGGACGCCACGAGGGACGAGCCGCUGCUAUGCCAUCGGCUGGAGAAGGAUAACUUCCCCGUGGUGCGUGCUGCUGACGUGGCGUGUGCUGCUGACGUGGCGUGUGCUGUUGACGUGCUGUCUGCUGCUGGUCAUUUGGUGGGAUCUGCUCCCGUGCAGCUCAUCAUGACUCGCACAGAGCCACACAUCUCUGCUGUGCGCUCACAACAAUCACAUGCGACACAAUCACAUGAAGCACAGUCACAUGCAUCGCAGCAGCAGCCCUUGGCUUACUUCGAUGGAGCAUUGCGCAAGCAUGAGCGGAUAGCAGCUACAUUUUCUGAUGCUCUUGCACUGGCGUGUGCGUCUCCCCUUGCUGCGGGAGCGGAAGCAAGCACCAGGGGGAGAAUCCAUGGAACUGAGGCGGGAGGGGGCGAGGAGGAGCAGGGCGGUGGGCUGCAGGAGAUGAUACGAGCCAUGGCGUCCGGUGCAGCUCCACUGGCGUUCUACCUCGCCCAGCCAUUGGUGCUGGACGCAUCUCGCCUCACGUCGUCCAAUCUGUGGAUGACACUUGGCGGCCCGUCCUCCUCCUCGCCUCACUACGACCUCUUUCACAACCUGCUCUGCAUUGCAACCGGCUCUAAAACAUGUGAGGAUGGUGGUGGUGGUGAUGGUGGUGGUGAGGAUGGUGGUGGUGAGGAUGGUGGUGCAGCCAUGGUGACUCUUCAUUCUGGAGAUGCGCACUUCCUGCCUGUGGGAGGAGGCGUGAGGGUGAGGGAGGAGGUGGGGGGUUGGGGAGGAAUGGAGUGCAAGGCAAAACGAGCAGCAUCGAUGGGCGCAGGAGGGGUGACCGGCGAAGGGGCUGCUGGGGAACAGGCACUUGGGGGGCGACAGGCAGUUGGGGGGCGACAGGCAGAGCAACAGGAGAGGAGGGAGAUGGGGGAGGAAAGGGAAGAGGAAAGGGAGGAGGAAUGGGAGGAGGAAAGGGAAGAGGAAAAGGAGGAGGAAAGGGAAGAGGAAAGGGAGGAGGAAAGGGAAGAGGAAAAGGAGGAGGAAAGGGAAGAGGAAAGGGAGGAGGAAAGGGAGGAGGAAAGGGAGGAGGAAAGGGAAAAGAAAAGGGAGGAGGGAAGGGAGGAGAGAAGGGGGGAUGUAAGGGAGAGAGAGGAAGCGUCAGAGGAAGGAAGGGGAAAGGAGGAGAGGAAGGAAGAAGGGAAGGGGAGGCGGGAGCUGAUGGAAGGGUUAACACGCCUUCCCGCUCUCCGCACACCAUAUGCUGCUCCACACACUCUCGCUCCUCCCAAAGCUGCUGCAAUACUCCAAGGCGUGGAGGAGCACAGCAAACAGUCGCUGCAAGAAGUGCGCCCGCUGCGCCUGCGUCGCGUCGCCCCUGCUGUCCCGUCCCGUCCGUCGCCCCUGCUGUCCCGUCCCGUCGCCCCUGCUGUCCCGUCCCGUCCCGUCGCCCCUGCUGUCCCGUCCCGUCGCCCCUGCCGUCGCGUCGCCCCUGCUGUCCCGUCCCGUCCCGUCGCCCCUGCUGUCCCGUCCCGUCGCCCCUACCGUCGCGUCGCCCCUGCUGUCCUGUCCCGUCCCGUCGCCCCUGCUGUCCCGUCCCGUCGCCCCUGCCGUCGCGUCGCCCCUGCUGUCCCGUCCCGUGCCGUCGCCCCUGCUGUCCCGUCGCGUCGCCCCUGCUGUCCCGUCGCGUCGCCCCCUUCUGUCCCGUCCUGUCCCGUCGUCCCUGCUGUCCCGUCCCGUCCCGUCGUCCCUGCUGUCCCGUCGCGUCGCCCCCCUUCUGUCCCGCCGUGUCGCGCCGUCCGUCCCGUCCCGUCCCGUCCCGUCCCGUCGCACGCGCCCUGUGCGCCCUGCCCGUCCAUCGCGCCCCCGCUGCGCCCUGCCCGUCCGUCGCGCCCCGUGCGCUCUGCCCGUCCGUCGCGCCCCGUGCGCCCUGCCCGUCCGUCGCGCCCCGUGCGCCUUGCCCGUCCAUCGCGCCCCCGCUGCGCCCUGCCCGUCCGCGCCUGUCGCGCCCGUCCCUGCCAGACGCGUCCGUCCCAUCGUGUCGCACUGUCUGUCACGCCUUCGCAGGCCCUUUAG